Molecule: messenger RNA, 3252 nt
Organism: Penicillium concentricum
Lineage: Eukaryota; Fungi; Ascomycota; Eurotiomycetes; Eurotiales; Aspergillaceae
Product: cation-translocating P-type ATPase
Exons: 4
Coding region: 1-3252 (1083 amino acids)
Biological process (GO): calcium ion transmembrane transport; intracellular calcium ion homeostasis
Cellular component (GO): plasma membrane
Molecular function (GO): P-type calcium transporter activity; ATP binding; ATP hydrolysis activity
Source: RefSeq, a predicted model, not a curated record
AUGUCGCAGGAAGCCCAAAAAGGCUCAGGCCCUCAGAGCCCCGCUGACAGUACACAACAACCUCUCUCCCAGCCCGCCCAUAGUCUCUCCUUCGAAGACGUCAUCAGCGAACUCCAAACCAAUUCCGACGAUGGGUUAACAUCUGCGGAAGCUAAGCAGCGCGUUGAGAAAUAUGGCCAGAAUAUGCUCGAAGGAGACGAGGGCGUCUCCUUGGCGAAGAUUGUCAUUCGACAGAUCGCCAACGCCAUGAUGCUGGUCCUUAUCAUUGCCAUGGCCGUCAGUUUCGGUAUCAAGUCCUGGAUCGAAGGAGGUUUCAUCGCCGCUGUCAUCGCUUUGAACAUCGUCGUUGGUGUCUACCAGGACUACGCCGCAGAGAAGACCAUGGACUCGCUCCGAUCACUCAGCUCGCCUACAGGUGUAGUCUCUCGUGAUGGCAAAACGUCAACCAUCCCAGCAAAUGAGAUCGUCCCCGGUGACAUGGUCGAACUGAAAGUGGGAGACACUGUUCCUGCUGAUGUCAGACUUGUUGAAGCAUUCAACUUCGAAACCGAUGAAGCACUGUUGACCGGCGAGUCCCUUCCGGUCCAGAAAGAUGCAAAUGCCACCUUUGACGUCGACACCGGCCCAGGCGACAGACUGAACAUAGCCUACAGUUCCUCAACCGUGACACGAGGACGUGCUCGCGGUGUCGUCGUGGGGACCGGAAUGAGUACUGAGAUUGGAGCUAUCGCUCAAGCCCUUCGUGGAACCGACUCGAAGCGUCGUCCUGUUAAACGCGGACCUGAAGGGGAAACAAAAAAGAGAUGGUAUAUCCAGGCUUGGACAUUGACGACCACUGAUGCCAUUGGCCGGUUCUUGGGUACCAAUGUCGGUACACCUUUGCAGCGGAAACUGUCUAAGCUGGCCCUUCUACUCUUUGCCAUUGCUGUUAUUUUUGCGAUUGUCGUUGCUGCGUCGAAUGACUGGCGCGGUGAUAGCGAGGUCAUCAUCUACGCGGUCGCGACUGGUCUAGCUAUGAUUCCGGCUUGUUUGGUAGUUGUGCUAACGAUCACAAUGGCCGUCGGAACGAAACAGAUGGUCAAGCGUCAUGUCAUUGUCCGGAAACUGGACUCCUUGGAGGCACUCGGUGCUGUCACCAAUAUCUGUUCAGACAAGACUGGUACUCUGACCCAAGGCCGCAUGGUCGUAAAGAGGGCUUGGAUCCCAUCUGUGGGAACUUACUUAGUCGGUGCCUCGAAUGAGCCUCUCAACCCCCACGAUGGUGAGCUGAGCUUGAUGGCUGAGCCUCCGGUCAAACUGGGUGGGAAGGAAGCAGGUGAUGUAGCAUCGCCAGAUGAGCUGUUGAAAGACAAUGAUGAACUAAAGGCCUUCCUCGACGUCACUGCCAUGGCCAACCUGGCCCAUCUCCACCAAAGUGCCACCGAGGGAUGGCAGGCUCGCGGCGAACCCACCGACAUUGCCAUUCAGGUCUUCGCCUCUCGAUUCAACUGGGGCCUGGAUCGAUGGACCAAGGGCGACAAGCCGGUCUGGCAACAGCAGGCCGAAUAUCCAUUCGACUCAAGCGUGAAGAAAAUGUCUGUUAUUUUCUCAAAGCGCGACGAGAACUCAGAGAAGAGUCGUGAGAUGAUCUUCACCAAGGGCGCUGUCGAACGUGUCCUCGAGGCGUGCACCACUAUCAAAUGGAAGCCUGAUUCCGACCCUGUUCCUAUCAACGACGAAAUCCGCGAGGAAAUCUUGCAGAACAUGGAGGCCUUGGCUAAAGAGGGCCUCCGUGUGCUCGCUAUGGCCGGCCGCGAGAACACCUCUCCCGCAAAAGAAGGCGGCGACCCUCUACCUCGCGAGGAGGUCGAGAAAGACUUGUCUUUAUACGGAUUGAUCGGUCUCUAUGAUCCCCCUCGCCCGGAGACGGCUGGCGCUAUUGCCCAGUGCUACAAGGCUGGAAUCUCCGUGCAUAUGGUUACUGGUGAUCAUCCCGGUACUGCGCGUGCGAUCGCAGCACAAGUCGGAAUCAUCCCUGCGAAUAUGGAUAUGAUCGCCAAGGACGUUGCUGAUGCUAUGGUCAUGACGGCUUCCCAGUUUGACAAAUUGACCGAAGAGGAGAUUGAUGAACUUCCCACCCUUCCAUUGGUUAUUGCUCGCUGUGCGCCUAAUACGAAAGUCCGCAUGAUUGAUGCUUUGCAUCGUCGUGGGCGUUUUGUGGCUAUGACCGGUGACGGAGUCAACGACUCUCCCUCGCUCAAGCGGGCUGAUGUCGGUAUUGCCAUGGGUCAGAAUGGCUCUGAUGUGGCCAAGGAUGCUUCCGAACUCGUGUUGUCCGAUGACAACUUUGCUUCCAUUAUUAACGGUAUCGAGGAAGGCCGUCGCAUUUUCGAUAACAUCCAGAAAUUCGUUCUGCAUCUUUUGGCGGAAAAUGUUGCUUUGGCUAUAACCCUACUUAUUGGAUUGGCCUUCAAAGACGACAGUAACCAAUCUGUCUUCCCCAUUUCCCCUGUCGAGAUCAUCUGGAUUAUUAUGAUUACCUCUGGUCUUCCUGAUAUGGGCCUGGGAAUGGAGACCGCCGCUCCAGAAGUGAUGGACCGGCCACCGCAAAGCAAACAAGGUAUCUUCACGUGGGAAAUCAUCAUCGAUACCCUCGUCUACGGAGUCUGGAUGGCCGGCCUCUGUCUGUCAGCAUUUUCUCUCGUUAUGUUCAAGUGGGGAGACGGCAAUCUCGCCAUGGGCUGCAACACAGAAUACAACAACCCCAACAAACCCUACAACUGCGAGACUGUUUUCCGCGCCCGCGCCACUACCUUCACGUGCAUGACCUGGUUCGCGCUCUUCCUCGCCUGGGAGAUGAUGCACUUGCGUCGCAGCUUCUUCCAGAUGCAGCCCAACUCAAAGAGACCCUAUACUCAAUGGAUGCAUGAUAUCUGGCGCAACAAGGUCCUCUUCUUUGGUAUCAUGACUGGCUUCGUUCUUGCGUUCCCUAUUAUCUACAUUCCCGUUAUCAACCACAGUGUCUUCAUGCAUAGCAGUAUCACCUGGGAAUGGGGUAUUGUCUUUGUUGAGACCGUGCUUUUCUUCCUCGGCAUUGAGAGCUGGAAGUGGUGCAAGCGUGUUUACUUCCGUCGCCAGGACCGCAAGGCUGCGGCUCGGGGUGAUCUACCGGGUAGUGAGCAUCGCGCCCUGAGAGAUUUCAGUCGCUAUACUACUAUGGACCGCUCGGAUACUCAGGGUAGUGAGCAAAAGGUGGAGCAAUCUAUGGUCUAG